Molecule: messenger RNA, 1649 nt
Organism: Lemur catta (Ring-tailed lemur)
Lineage: Eukaryota; Metazoa; Chordata; Mammalia; Primates; Lemuridae
Gene: SLC38A12
Product: transmembrane protein 104
Exons: 10
Coding region: 151-1641 (496 amino acids)
Source: RefSeq, a predicted model, not a curated record
GUGCGGGACAGCUGGCGCCGGCCCCAGCUGAGGUGGCGGAGGCGGCGGCAGCGGUGGCCGUCCCGGAGCGAGCUGUGCUGCAGGGAGCGGCAGCAGCCGCCAGCCCUGCACAGAAGAACCUCUGCUGCCAACCUUGCCUCACUUUUGGAAAUGGCCGGUGAAAUCACAGAGACCGGGGAGCUCUAUUCUCCUUAUGUUGGGCUGGUGUACAUGUUUAACCUCAUCGUGGGCACAGGUGCGCUCACCAUGCCCAAGGCCUUCGCCACUGCCGGGUGGCUUGUCAGCCUCAUCCUGCUGGUGUUCCUGGGCUUCAUGAGCUUCAUGACCACCACCUUCGUGAUGGAGGCCAUGGCAGCAGCCAACGCACAGCUCCGCUGGAAGAGGAUGGAAAACCACAAGGAGGAGGAAGAUGACGACUCCUCCACAGACUCAGACAGUGACGUUCUCAUCCAGGACAGCUACGAGCGGGCAGAGAAACGGCCCAUCCUGUCUGUGCAGAGACGUGGAUCUCCCAACCUUUUUGAAAUCACAGACCGGGUGGAAAUGGGCCAGAUGGCCUCCAUGUUCUUCAAUAAAGUGGGAGUGAACUUGUUCUAUUUCUGCAUCAUCAUUUACCUGUAUGGGGACCUGGCCAUCUAUGCUGCAGCUGUGCCCUUCUCCCUCAUGCAGGUGACCUGCAGUGCCAUUGGCAACGACUCCUGCGGCGUGGAGGCAGACACCAAAUACAACGACACCGACCGGUGCUGGGGGCCCCUGCGUCGCGUGGACGCCUACCGCAUCUACUUGGCUGUCUUCACUCUCCUCCUCGGACCUUUCACCUUCUUUGACGUCCAGAAGACCAAGUACCUGCAGAUCCUCACCUCUCUGAUGAGAUGGAUCGCCUUCGCCGUCAUGAUCGUGCUGGCGCUGGUCCGCAUCGCGCACGGCCACGGGGAGGGGCACCCGCCCCUGGCCGACCUCUCUGGGGUCCGGAACCUGUUCGGGGUGUGCGUGUACUCCUUCAUGUGCCAGCACUCGCUGCCGUCCCUCAUCACCCCCGUCUCCUCCAAGCGCCACCUCACGCGGCUGGUGUUCCUGGACUACGUGCUGAUCCUGGCCUUCUACGGCCUCCUCUCCUUCACCGCCAUCUUCUGCUUCCGCGGGGACAGCCUCAUGGACAUGUACACACUCAACUUCGCACGCUGUGAUGUCGUGGGCCUGGCCGCCGUGCGCUUCUUCCUGGGCCUCUUCCCCGUCUUCACCAUCAGCACCAACUUCCCCAUCAUUGCCGUGACCCUGCGCAACAACUGGAAGACGCUCUUCCACCGCGAGGGCGGCACCUACCCGUGGGUGGUGGACCGUGUCGUGUUUCCCACCAUCACCCUCGUGCCCCCCGUGCUCGUGGCCUUCUGCACCCACGACCUGGAGUCCUUGGUGGGCAUCACGGGCGCCUACGCGGGCACCGGCAUCCAGUACGUCAUCCCCGCCUUCCUGGUGUACCACUGCCGCAGGGACACCCAGCUGGCCUUCGGCCACGGGGCCGCCAACAAGCACAGGUCCCCUUUCCGCCACACCUUCUGGGUGGGCUUCGUGCUGCUCUGGGCGUUCUCCUGCUUCAUCUUUGUCACAGCCAACAUCGUCCUCAGUGAGAGCAAGCUCUGACGGCAGGA